Messenger RNA from Liolophura sinensis, 2786 nucleotides. RefSeq names its product transcription elongation factor A protein 1-like. NCBI's taxonomy places the organism in Eukaryota, Metazoa, Mollusca, Polyplacophora, Chitonida, Chitonidae. Gene Ontology annotation, molecular function: zinc ion binding; nucleic acid binding. The coding region runs from base 162 to 1073 and encodes 303 amino acids. The record is from RefSeq and is a predicted model, not a curated record. Gene Ontology annotation, biological process: DNA-templated transcription; transcription elongation by RNA polymerase II. The transcript has 9 exons. Gene Ontology annotation, cellular component: nucleus.
CAAUCCCCGCGAGUUUGACUAAAAAAAUCCAGGAACUUGUUCAUUGAUUACGUUAAAAAUACCCCUAUUUGGGCUAAGCUGUAUAUCUGUAGUAGGUCAUUAAACUUACAUUGGCUAAAUUCUAAUCGCCGACUAAGGUUUUCUAUUUAUUUAUCUACAAAAUGGGUUGUGAGGACGAAGUGGUCAAGAUUGGGAAAAAAUUAGAGAAGAUGAUUGUUAACAACACUGCGGAUCAUGGCAGUGCUCCUGACUUGUUAAAAACUCUCAGAGAUCUUCCAAUGACCCUGGAAGUGUUACAGAAAACCAGAAUUGGAAUGACUGUGAAUAAUUUCAGGAAAGCCAGUAGUAACGAUGAUGUUAUAACUUUGGCAAAAUCUCUCAUCAAAUCCUGGAAAAAACUUUUAUCAACAGAUGGUGGCUCACAGUCUAGCUCUCAGUCAUCUAUGAAGAGUAAUGGAGAUAGCCUGAAGGAAAGUGUUAGUGACAGUCAAGAUGGGGUUAAGGAUGAAAAGCCUUCCCCCUCUAAACCCCCAGCACCUGUGCGACAGACCAGCUUCCCAGUUACUGCCUCUGACACAGCUGACCAAGUGAGGUUGAAAUGCAGAGAACUGCUGACAAAUGCUCUCAAAAUAGAAGAUCCACCGUCGGGUUCUGGUGAACCAGGAGAAAUUGCUGCAUCUAUAGAAGAUGCUGUUUUUAAAGAGUUUGGCGGUACAGAUAUCAAGUAUAAAAACCGAAUACGAAGUCGUGUGGCAAACCUGAAGGAUUCAAGGAACCCUGCCUUGAGAGAAAAUGUCUUGGUUGGAAAUAUUGCUCCUGAGCAAAUUGCCAAAAUGACCUCUGAGGAAAUGGCUAGCAAGGAACUCAAAGAUCUUAGAGCAAAGAUGACCAAAGACGCCAUUAAUGACCAUCAGAUGGCACAAACUGGUGGAACAAAUACUGAUUUGUUGAAGUGUGGAAAAUGUCUGAAAAACAACUGUACAUAUAAUCAGGUUCAAACACGGAGCGCUGAUGAACCAAUGACAACAUUUGUUUUGUGUAAUAAUUGUGGACAUAGAUGGAAGUUUUGUUGAUGUUGGGUGCCCUUUUGUCUGCAAGAUGAAUCCAGCUGCAUUGGACCUAACAUUCUAAUACAUGUGUAUUCGUAUGGGUUGAACACUUGCUGCAGAGAUAUUCAUUCUAUUGACUCAGUGGCUGCUACCCUGCUGGAGAAAGAUCACUGUGAGACCCUAAUGCCAUAUGGCCUUCCUGUGUGGAUUGCGCACAUAUACUGAAGUCCCAUUUUCUCUACAAAAGAAAAUGAUCCUACUGUUUGGUCAUUCCUGGUCAAAGUUCCAACCGUAAGGAAGUAAUACAGAAAUUAUUUUACAUUCUUAAGAUAUUGCUUUUUCCACAUGUGGUGGCUUAGGGUACAGAGUAUCACUUUUGUGAAACAAGAAGAAUUUGUUUUAUUGGCCUCCUGGCCAUCUUACUCAUGAAUUAUAGUUGGAACAACAAAGAGAAACUCGAGGAAUGGGCAUAUCUAUCCAGUAGUAGGUAGUCAAUAUCGCUGUCCAAAGCCUAGUAUUCCGCACUACAGGAUCAGGCACAUCGUUACCAAUACACACACGCCAAGGGUGCGACAGGCAUCACAGUACGAGAUGUAACUCUCUUGGGGCAUGCACAUCAAGUAUAAAGAUGGUGUUUGAUAUCAAUAGUUUCAUUUGUCUUGGUGAGGAUUACAGAGUAUAUAAUGUAUGUAUGCUUAAAACAAAUAGACAAGAUAAACGGCAAGGAAUGGCUUGCAACCUGUCAAAAUUGAGGGAUGUGGAAAAGCUUGUGUUUAAAAUAUCUUCAGCGGAUGGAACAAUACAUAGAGACAGGUUUGGAAUUUCUAGGCCACUGACAACACUAGAUUGAUUCCGACAUUAUGGGCUAGAAGACGUGAAUUCCUGUGUGUAUAUCCCUUGUAAUGUGGACAUUGUAUUGCCGUCAAGUUUGUACUUAUGCAUCCAUGAUUGCUGGUAUGAUAGUGGUAAAUGGCCACAAUUUUGUGUAAAUGAAGUCUUGUAUCAGAACAUGUUACAGUAUGAUUUUGCAAAUUGUGGAACUGUAAUUUAGUUACCUGACACAUCAGUGAAUAAAAACUUGGUUCAUUUUUAUUAGAAUGCGUACAAAGAUAAAAUAUGGACUGUCAUGUAAAUGGUUUAUAAUGUAAUUCCUCUCUUCACUUGGUAGAAUUUUUUGCAUAAAAGUGUUCCAAUGUUUUAAAGGUGUUGAAGAAACAUAUAUAAAGAACAGUAAUGUGUUUCUGUUUUGUUUUUUUGUACCAAGCAAAGAGAGACGCAGUGAACAAAGUUAUCCACUUCGAGUAUCUUGGCCACAAUUUAGGGAUAUAAUUCCAUUUGUGAAAAUUUUAUUAUUUUAUCGUUCAUUAGAUCAUCAAAUAUAUAAUCAGAAAGGUUUUGAAGAUUGCAGUGUGUCCAACAGGCCUAUCAUAAUAACUGAUAUACAUAAAUCUCUGUUUGCAUUUUCCCAUGAGAUAGGAAAAAAGUUGGAAUUUUUUGUACAGAGUAGAUACGUCUUAAUUAUAGGAUAGUCUUGCUGUUAUUUUUGACAUAACUAUAUUAUUUUGAAAAAAAAAUAUCGUUUGCCUUUUUGUUUGUCUGAUGACAUCAGGAGGACUACACAUUCGUGAGUUCCAGCCGUAACCUUAGCUUAUUAGACAUGUCAUACUGCAGAUUUAGGAAGUGUGUUGGGCAUGCCAUUCUACAGUCAUUGUUUCAUCAUUCAUGGUCGCUGUGAGU